Molecule: messenger RNA, 504 nt
Organism: Schistocerca serialis cubense
Lineage: Eukaryota; Metazoa; Arthropoda; Insecta; Orthoptera; Acrididae
Exons: 4
Coding region: 1-396 (131 amino acids)
Source: RefSeq, a predicted model, not a curated record
AUGCGCCAGCCCAGGCACGCACCUGCGCAGGCGUGGCUGGAGACUGGCGUGUCACGUGUCACGGUCGGACGCGGCGCCAGUCUGAUUACUCUGCGAGGUCUUCCGGAGACGUCGCUCCAGGCGGCGCUCAGUUGUUUUCCUGCAGCAGGGCGCCGGCGCCGGCGCAGUUGUGACGCAGCAGCCAGGCUUUUAGCGGCGUGCGGCGCAGUCCCGCCUCACCGCGAGAAUAGCAGAGACAGCGCACCAGCCGCUACGCAGCUGAGGCCCACCGCCACCGCCACCGCCACCACCACCACCACUGCCACCACUGGCGGCGCACCCCGCCAGACACCUGCUGCGGCCGCACUGCCCACGUCUCCUCCACCUGAAGAAGCCACUGUCCCUGCCAUCCUGUGAUUCACAGAUCCCGAGGACGCUGUGGCCACAACAGCUGUCAAAGGGUGUCGUCACGACACCGCGGGACGACCCUGUGGAGACGGAGGCGUCGCUUCCUCCUCUCGUCCU